AUGAUAAAAUUAGCUAGUGAAAAAAAUGUGGACCAAUUAUUAUCUGAACUAAAAGAAUAUGCUUCUGAAGUUGAUGUUGAUAUUGUGAGAAAAUCCGUUAGAGUUAUUGGACAAGUCAAUUAUGUGGUUCAGGAAGCAAUAGUAGUUAUUAAAGAUAUAUUCCGGAAAUAUCCUCACAAAUAUGAGGGAAUCAUUCCAACACUAUGUGAAAAUUUAGAUGCAUUAGACGAACCAGAAGCAAAGGCUUCGCUUAUUUGGAUCAUCGGAGAAUAUGCUGAAACAAUAGAAAAAUCCCAUGAUUUAAUUCUUACGUUUUUGGAUACUUUUCGUGAUGAAAGUUCCCAGGUACAAUUACAACUAGUUACUGCAACAAUUAAAUUAUUUCUAAAAAAACCACAAACUACUCCAGAUACAGUACAGAAAAUUUACAAACCUGAUAACAAUGUUGCCACCAUGGAACAACACUUAACUGAUGAAACUAAUUUAUAUAAUUAUGUCAACAAAGUGAAAGCGUUUGAAAGCAAAGUUUUGGAGUCAGAAGGCGUUGAUCAAAAUCAAAUUAAAAAUGACACUAAAAUAGCAGAGAAACAAGGGGAUCUAGAUAGCAAGAGUUCCCAAAGAAGAAAUGAAUUGUUUAAUGACAUCCUAGAAUUAAGGCGAGAAAUUAAUCAAUGGAGUGAAGGAAAUGAAGAAUUGAAACAAGCCAUUGAAAGAGGGAAGCAAAUAAACAGAAGUUUACAACAACAAUUGAAUGAAAAGAGUAGAGAAAUAAGUGACUUGAAAAAUGAGAAAACAAAAAAAGAUGAGGGAGCAACUAAAAUAUUUAAAAAUAAUAACCUGAACAGCAAAAACCUAUUCAGGAAUAAAGUUAAAGAAUUAGUUAUAGAACAAAAACCUAAAUUAGAAAAUUAUUUAACUGAGCAAAAACAAAGUGAUAGUCCAAACUCUAAAAUUAGAAGUGAAAUUCAACAAAUCAAAUUAAGCUAA
Entrophospora sp. SA101 is the source of this 987-nucleotide messenger RNA. Lineage: Eukaryota; Fungi; Glomeromycota; Glomeromycetes; Entrophosporales; Entrophosporaceae. The record is from the annotation of a GenBank genome assembly.